This is a messenger RNA of Cervus elaphus (red deer), 3071 nucleotides long. It is a transcript of the gene SNTG1, whose product is annotated as syntrophin gamma 1. The coding region runs from base 866 to 2419 and encodes 517 amino acids. The record is from RefSeq and is a predicted model, not a curated record. Gene Ontology annotation, cellular component: dystrophin-associated glycoprotein complex; intracellular anatomical structure. NCBI's taxonomy places the organism in Eukaryota, Metazoa, Chordata, Mammalia, Artiodactyla, Cervidae. Gene Ontology annotation, molecular function: structural molecule activity; protein binding. The transcript is spliced from 19 exons.
UCGUUCGCGGCCACUGAAAAGUCAGGAGCGGCUCACAACUGAUUUCCCACGGAUUUCUGCCUCCAACGGCAGAUGCUGUCCGGAAGCAGUGCCCCCAGACAAGCAUGAGACCGUUAUCUUGGAAAGCCGGUUAGCCCUGCCGCGUAAGAAGCGCCGGGGGAGGCGAGCCUGGAAGAACAGCUAACCGAUCGCGUUCGCCGGUGGGGAAAAGUGCGGCGCGGGGCCGGGCCUGGGGUUCGGGCCCGCACUUCAGCACCGGCGGGGAUGGACAGCGUCUUUGGACCGGGCCACCGCCGGGACCCCACUGCGCCGCCACGGUCCUCGCUGCCGCCGUCGUCGCCGAGGGCAGCCCGGCUCCCAGCUCGGCGCAGCUAAGGGGCUUCGUCUCCGAAGCCCCGGCGCCCCCCUGGCCGGCCGUGAUAGACCGAAAGGGAUCUUCCUGCCUGCUGCGACCCCCGCGCAGGGCUCAGAGAAUCUCACCUGAUCCACAGAUUAAACUCGGCAGCAACUUCCAGGAUAAUUGUCGACAGGGGCCGGAGGAGCACCGGCAGCCCAGAGAGGCCGAAGUUGUCCGGCCUCUGAGAACCAUGGGCUCUGCAGACGGGGUCCGAGCGCUCAGAGGAGGCCCGCGCUGCUCCAAAUAAACAGGAUGCUCCCGAGCGGGCUGCACCUGUUUUGGAAAUAGCUUUGCGAGAGGAUCUUCUAGACCUACUCACAACCUGGCAUUAGAGAAACUGGAAGAUUCUAAUUCCUUUACUCGGCCGACCACUCUCCAGAAUGUUGAGAUUGCCAGAGAAGUGACCUCCGAGAAAAGAAAACAUUGCUCCAGCUAAAUUUAGACGACAUCCUGUGGGUGCCGUAGCACAUGGAUUUCCGGACUGCCUGUGAGGAGACAAAGACGGGGAUCUGUUUGCUGCAGGAUGGUAACCAGGAGCCCUUCAAAGUGCGGCUGCACCUGGCAAGGGAUAUCCUGAUGAUCCAGGAGCAGGACGUGACAUGUGUGUCCGGAGAGCCUUUCUAUUCCGGUGAGAGAACAGUGACCAUUCGGAGACAGGCUGUGGGAGGAUUUGGACUGAGCAUCAAGGGGGGAGCAGAACAUAACAUUCCAGUUGUGGUUUCAAAAAUCUCGAAGGAGCAGAGAGCUGAACUGUCAGGACUGCUCUUUAUUGGGGACGCAAUUCUUCAGAUAAAUGGGAUUAAUGUGAGAAAAUGCAGACAUGAAGAAGUGGUUCAAGUUCUUCGGAAUGCUGGAGAAGAGGUGACCCUGACAGUCUCAUUCUUGAAACGAGCACCUGCUUUCCUCAAACUGUCACUGAAUGAAGACUGUGCAUGUGCGCCGAGCGACCAGAGCAGCGGCACCUCCUCCCCGCUCUGUGACAGCGGCCUGCACCUCAACUACCAUCCCAACAACACAGACACGCUGUCCUGCUCAUCGUGGCCCGCGUCCCCGGGGCUGCGGUGGGAGAAGCGGUGGUGCGACCUGAGGCUCAUCCCGCUGCUGCACUCACGGUUCUCCCAGUACCUGCCCGGGACCGACCUGAGCCGGCAGAACGCCUUCCAAGUCACCGCCGUGGACGGGGUCUGCAGCGGGGUCAUUCAGUGCCUCUCUGCGGAGGACUGCGGGGAGUGGCUGCAAGCAAUAGCCACCAACAUUUCCAGCCUCACAAAGCACAACAUUAAAAAAAUCAACAGAAACUUUCCUGUAAACCAGCAGAUCGUCUACAUGGGCUGGUGUGAAAUGCGGGAGCAAGAUCCGCUUCAGGACCGUGUGUACUCACCCGCCUUUCUGGCCCUGAGGGGCUCCUGCCUCUACAAGUUUCUGGCACCUCCAGUGACCACGUGGGACUGGACCCGAGCAGAGAAAACUUUUUCAGUUUACGAGAUCAUGUGUAAGAUCCUAAAGGACAGUGACCUGCUGGACCGGCGGAGACACUGCUUCACCGUGCAGUCCGAGUCUGGGGAGGACCUGUACUUCUCAGUGGAGCUGGACUCUGACCUUGCCCAGUGGGAACGAGCCUUCCAAACAGCAACCUUCCUGGAGGUGGAGCGGAUACAGUGCAAGACAUAUGCAUGCGUGCUGGAGGGGCACCUGAUGGGGCUCACGAUUGACUUCAGCACCGGCUUCAUCUGCUUCGACGCUGCAACCAAGGUGGUACUUUGGAGGUAUAAGUUUUCUCAGCUGAAAGGUUCCUCAGACGACGGCAAGAGUAAAAUUAAAUUUUUGUUUCAGAAUCCAGAUACUAAACAGAUUGAAGCAAAGGAGCUGGAGUUUUCGAAUCUCUUUGCUGUUCUCCACUGCAUUCAUUCCUUCUUUGCUGCCAAAGUGGCUUGUUUGGACCCUCUGUUUCUAAGCAGUCAGGCCGCCGCCUCUGCGGCUUCCAGCUCCGGAGUACCAAGCAAAGCCAAGUACAUGACCUGAGCCUGAGCUCGGCCUCCCUCUCGUCUUGACUUGUAAACAGGACGACCUUACUCAUCGCCGCAGACAAUGGAGAAGCCAUCACAUCCCCAAGUUAGCAGUGAAGCCACGAGGAAAUCUGAGUGGAGGAGAAGAAGGUCAGACGGAUCCCCAAAGCACUGCCGUUUGGAAGGCCUCAGGGGAUCAUCCUAAAUGAGCGGGAUGACUUGCUCCUCCUUGUUGGGUCAGGACCACUGCGUUGCUUUCAUCAAAAGGGAAGACAAACCGAUGAAUGACGGGAGUGUGUAAAUAAUAUAAAAAUUGUAAGCUACCUAUAAAUAAAACACCCAUUAAACAGUCACGUCUGUAUUUUAGACUAUUUUAUAUGACAAAUACAUGAAGGGCCUGAUCAGGAACCAGUGCCCUGCUAUUGUGUGAGGAGCAACAGGAGGAGGCAGAGGCCCUGAGACCAGCAUGAAGACCCUUGUCCAAGAAGAGAGCACCUCAGCUCACUGGUGUGGAUUUCUCCUUAUAGCUUCACCCCAUGACUUGACAUUGGCACCCCAGUUUGUGUAUGCUGUUGUAAAUCAUUGCUGAGAAUUUCAAAAAGAUCAUUACAUUCGACCUACAAUAGCCACGAUGUGAAAUGGGGUAUUUCUUCCUGGGGUCACUGACA